UCUGACGUUGGUACUAGUUAAAGAGGAAUUUUCUUAUGAAUUCUGGUUUUUCCAAUAAAAAAAUGUUGAAUCUAAUUGAUAAGCUCUCAGAACGAGACGCUGAGGAAAUUUUUAUUAAUUAAUAAAUAAAGGGUUAAUAUUUUGUUGUAGGGGGCUCUCGAGAUAGAUAACGUGAGGAUUUUUUUACGUAUGAGAAAUUAUUAAAAAAAAAACAGUCAAAAAAUGUUUAUCUGAAGCCUUUUAGCUGUGAUUAUUUCGAAGAAUUUUAGCCAUUUACCUCUUAAAGUAAACGAAAUUCCUCUACAAAGUACAUAACACACUCAUUUCUUAAAUUUUAACAAAUUUUAUUUCCUUCCUGUAGGAUGUAACUUGCUCUUAAGAUGCAUACUUUUGGUUUAAAGAAUAUUAAGCGAUCUUUUGUGAAAAUUGAAUGUAAAACACGAAAAUGUUCUGAUGGCUAAAAUGCAAUUAUUCCAAGUUCCUGAUUCACUAAUUUGCCCAUUUAAAAAAAUGGAACACAUUCAGUUAUUGACCUAGUUUAAAAUGGCAUAAAAGUGUUUCGGAAAUAAAGUUAAUUUGAAUACAAUAAAAAAUGAAGAAAACAGAAAGAGUCAAAAUAAACAAUAAAUAUACAAUUACUGGUAAAAUAUUGAUGGUUUGGUAUUAUUUAUUUUUGCAAGCAUAAAAUGAGGUAAUUUGGCAAGAAGCCCAAGUGCAGUAGGUGAAGAAAAUUCAGCACUUUUCACCAUCAUUUCAGUGCCAUUUCUUCAUUUGUGUGCAACACCGUCUCUUGCAAUGGAUUCAAAGGGAUUAGUUUUGCAUCUGCUUCUUCUUCUAACGAUUUUUAGCCUUCCGGGACAGAGUACAUUUCUGCGUGAUAUAAAAUUGGGCAAGAAAGAACCAGAAAUCCCUGAAGAAUCUGCAUUGCAUUUGAAAGCAUCGGAAACGGUUGCAGAUAAGGUGACGGAUAUUUUUGAGAAGAUCGUAAAACCCACGACAGCCGAUCUUGGAGAGACACUCCUGGCUAAAGCCAAGGAUACCGUUGAAACUGUCUUUCAGCACAAAGAUGAAUUCUUUGCAAAGGCAAAGGAUAGAGUUGGAUCAUCUCUGAAGACAAUUGAGGAAGAAGGAACAUCUCUUCUCACCAAGGCCAAGGAAAAAGUUGGAAAUUCCCUACAGCAGAAUGAGGAAAUCCUAGCACUAGCUAAGGAUAGAGUCGGAUCAUCCCUGAGAACAAUCGAACAGGAAGGAAAUGAUUUUCUUGCAAAAGCAAAAGGCAAAGUAGAAACAAGACUGCAGGAUCAUGAUGAAUUGCUAACAAAGGCCAAGGGAAAAAUUGGAAAUAUUCUUGAGAAAAAUGCCAAUGAAGGACCUACUAUCGCUACUUCACUUGAUAAUGAACAUUCCCUCCUCCAGAAGGCAAAAGAAAAAUUCCACACAUCCUUCAAGGCAAUUGAAAAUGAGAAGAAUUCCCUGCUUGCAAAGGCAAAGGAGAAAGUUGAAAAUUCCAUGAUUGUCCAAGGAGGAAGUUCACUUUUGGGUAAAGCUAAAGACGCUGUGAGUAAUUCAACAAUUCUUAGGACAAUUGAAGAAGAUGGUAGCAGUAUUUUAGCCAGGACAAAGGAUACAAUUAAAACUUUGGGAAAUGCUCCGAGUGAAUUUGUAGCAAAAACAAGGGAAGAUCAAUUACUUGGUAAAGCACCUGAGAAGGAAGAAAUCUGCAAAGAGGAUACUUCCCUUCUUGCUAAGGCUAAAGAAAAAAUGGAGAAGUCAUUUCUAAUUAGAACCCUUACCAAUGCGGAUGGAUCCCUUCUAGGGAAAGCUAAGCAAAAAGUUGAAAAUUCCUUACUUGGAAAAACCUUUAAGGAUCACGAAAAUUUCUUAUUGAGUAAAGCCCGGGAGACGGUGGAAGGGGCAAAGAAGUUUAAUCUUCUUGGUGCUAAGCCAUUUAAUUCCUUAUUCCCAACUUAUGGAUCAAAUGCACCUAAAAUCUCAGGACUAAAAUUACUCAAUCCAUUGAAGGAACCUGAAGCUCCUGUUGUAGAAGUUGCUGACUUCCAGUAUCCCGAGGAUGUUGCACCACAAAAUGAGGAACACAAAUAUAUUCCUGAAGAUCAUGAAGCCCAUAAGGAAGCCCUUGAAAUACCAGACGUCUGCUACUCGCGCCCAUUACCCAAAGAAGAGGAACCAGUAGUGCAUGAUAUGCCAGAAAAUAAACCUUUGGACUUCGAUAAGAUAGAGGAAGGAUACUAUCAGGAUUCACGUCAAUUUGAAGAUGAUGAUAAUGGCUUGGUUGAAUACGAAGAAGUAGAACCAGUCAGUUACAGCAGAUUCUCCGAUACAGAUUACUACGUCGAUGAACAUUCAGAGGGGUUAAAAGGUCAAAAGCGACACAUUUCCUACGAUCGCCUCUUCCGUAAACCCAAACCCAAGGCAAAGUCAGGAAGUACCGAAGUUCGAGAACGAUUCAAUCGUGGCAUUGGGAAUGUGAAGAAACUCAUUAAUCUUGCAGGACAUGUUGAUACAUUUUUAAGUGGAAAAAUUCGUAAUUCCCUCAAAACUCUAUCACAGAUCUAUGAGAGUGAGGAUGAUUACAAAAAUGGAAAUCGAUAGAGAGGAACUACGGUUUUUUUGGUCAGAAAAGUGGUCUUUUAGUCAGGAAAAUGGUUUGAUUUUAAUCAAGAAAAUACUCUAGAAGAACUUUUCAUUUUAUCAAGAAAUUUUUCGAUCAUUUGCCCAUUUCUUUGAUCAAAAUGAACGAUUUGUUGAUAAGAUUGAACGAUUCCCUAUCUUUAAACGUUCUUCUAAUCAAUUUGAACCAUUUGAACGUUCUUCUAAUUAAAUAAAAAACGUUUUUUUUCUGUUCAAAAGAACAUUUUUCCCAACAAGAGAGUUUGUCUAAUCGAAAGAAAAGUUCUUCUGAUGAAAUCAAACGUUUUUCUGACUAAAUCGAACGUCUAUUUGACCAAAAUUGGAUAUUAUCUGACCAAGAUUAUUUUUUUCCGAUCAAAAGAUAAAAUCGAUAGAGAAAUUUUUCUUUUUUUUAAUUUAAUUACACAAUUUUUUAUACUUUUUUACAGUGAAAAUAAUUUUUAUUUAUUCUUUGUAAUAAUUUUAUACGAAUUCUAUAAAAUAAAAAAAGACUUACCAA
Molecule: messenger RNA, 3151 nt
Organism: Lutzomyia longipalpis
Lineage: Eukaryota; Metazoa; Arthropoda; Insecta; Diptera; Psychodidae
Exons: 4
Coding region: 796-2613 (605 amino acids)
Source: RefSeq, a predicted model, not a curated record